This is a messenger RNA of Patella vulgata (common limpet), 2067 nucleotides long. RefSeq lists its product as uncharacterized. The transcript is spliced from 2 exons. NCBI's taxonomy places the organism in Eukaryota, Metazoa, Mollusca, Gastropoda, Patellidae. Gene Ontology annotation, biological process: arabinan catabolic process; xylan catabolic process. The record is from RefSeq and is a predicted model, not a curated record. Gene Ontology annotation, molecular function: alpha-L-arabinofuranosidase activity; xylan 1,4-beta-xylosidase activity. The coding region runs from base 62 to 1612 and encodes 516 amino acids. Gene Ontology annotation, cellular component: plant-type cell wall.
UUGGAGGACAACGUUCCUUCCGGCGUUCCGUGCCUGUGUUAAUGCUGGUUCCUAUAGCAUUAUGUGCAGUUACACUAGCAUAAACGGAGUUCCGUCUUGUGCUAACAAGGAACUUUUAACCACUAUAUUACGAGAGGAGUGGGGGUUUACUGGAUAUGUCGUCAGUGAUGCUGGGGCUGUAGAAUAUGUCAGACACUACCAUAACUAUACUAGCAAUAAUGUCGACACUGUUGCUGCUUGCGUUAAUGCUGGUUGUAAUCUAGACCUUCCGGCUGGAAACUGGUCUAACUUCACUAAUGCUUUCUAUUCCAUGGUCGAUGCAGUCAAACAAGGUAAAUUGUCACAAGAGACAAUUUCUGAAAGAAUGAAGCCUUUAUGGUACACACGUAUGAGACUGGGUGAAUUCGACCCCCCAGAAAUGAAUCCAUAUCGUAGUUUGGAUCUCUCUAUAAUACAAAGCCAAGAGCACCAAGAUCUGUCAGAAGAAGCAGCUAUGAAAUCAUUUGUUCUAUUGAAGAAUCUUAAUAACACUCUACCCUUACGUCAAGCACCAUACAACUGGAUAGCUAUAGUUGGUCCAAUGAUCAAUAAUAACGAAAUAUUUGGAGAUUAUACCCCAGAGAUGGAUUCCAAAUUCACGGUCACGCCAUAUGACGGACUGUCAGUUUUGGGCGGAAAUAUCACCUCUGGAGAAGGUUGUAAUGAUAAUCGAUGCACUCACUAUAUAUAUAAUGACAUUGCAAGUGCGGUCCAUGAUGCAGAAAUUGUGUUCGUUUGUUUAGGACUGGGAAUAGAAGUAGAACAAGAAGGUCGCGAUAGAUCUAAUAUUAGUCUCCCGGGACAUCAACUUCAAUUGCUGAAAGAUGCCAUCAAUUAUAGUCCAAAAGAUGCUAAAAUCAUCCUCAUUAUAUUCAACGCUGGUGCAGUGGACUUAUCAUGGGCGGAGCACAGCGAACGCAUUUCAGCUAUCAUAGCAGCAUUUUACCCAGCGCAAGCCACUGGGACGGCCUUGAGAAAAAUCAUUAUAAACGACGGUCCGUAUUCAGUACCCGCUGCUCGGACGCCGUAUACCUGGCCCCAAUCAACAGAUCAGCUUCCACCAAUGGUUAAUUAUACAAUGGCUGGUCGAACCUAUCGAUACCUACGAGAUGAUCAACCAGCGCUUUACCCAUUUGGAUACGGGUUGUCGUACACCGAGUUUUGGUAUGAGUCCUUGCAUUUAGACACACCACAGAAAGAUGGAGUGUACAUACUAAAAGCCGGAGAGGAUGUACACGGAAAUGCCAGUGUCCUCAAUAUCGGGAAAAUUACUGCGGAUGAAGUCAUUCAAGUUUAUAUUAAAUGGUGCAACGCAACUGUAAUAACUCCCAAUAUUCAGUUGGUUUAUUUUUCAAGAUUACCAAUCCUCGCACAAGACAGAAUCCAUUUUUCAUUUACGAUUAAAGCUGAACAUAUGGCUGUUUGGUUGGAUAAAAAAGGCUGGGCUGUAGAACCUGGUCUUAUUAACAUAUUUGUUGGUGGCCAACAACCCUUUCAACAAAAGAAUGUUGGUUCUAAUGUACUGAACUCCAAAUUCUUAAUAUCAGGAUACAAAUUUUUAGGAAAAUAUUAGAUUAUGAUAGUUUUUAUAUAUGAACCAAAUUAAGAAAAAUAAUAAUAGAAACAAUUUCAAAGAUUGUAGUUUCACUUAAAAGUAGGUGCAGUAAUUUGUCUCAGUUGGUUAAAGCACAAGAGUUUUAAUGGUAAGUGCAAGGAGUACACGACACACAAACAAUUGCACAAGAAAAACCUACUGACAGGACAAAAUAUACAGACACCACCAACGCACAUAUCAGAUCAAGUAAAUGUAUCCGGGGAUUGUCGUAAGAGUCCCCUCCGCUCUAAAGCCCGGGACCUGUAAUGAAUCAGGCUUCAAUCAAAAUAAAAACAACAACAACAAAACGUUAUGAUUUAUAAGAAGCACCACAGUCUUACUUAGUGUAUCAUUGGCUGCAAUGUUAUUGCUUAAAAUGCCUAGAAAGUGUCGUUCAAUGUAAUGUUAUGUGUUUAAAAUUAUUGGUUCUCCAG